This is a messenger RNA of Triticum dicoccoides, 2096 nucleotides long. RefSeq names its product protein NETWORKED 4A-like. The record is from RefSeq and is a predicted model, not a curated record. Gene Ontology annotation, cellular component: vacuolar membrane. Bases 503 to 1846 code for a protein of 447 amino acids. Gene Ontology annotation, molecular function: actin binding. NCBI's taxonomy places the organism in Eukaryota, Viridiplantae, Streptophyta, Magnoliopsida, Poales, Poaceae. The transcript is spliced from 4 exons.
AAUACGCAUACGAGUAGGAGUAGGUGGGCGGUGGUACUUGGUCAUGUGCCACCGUCUCGUGCCCCUUUGCAUCUUCCAAGCUCGCUCUGGGCUGGAGACCCUCACGCGUUUGCUUCAAGCAUUGACCCAGGCAUAAAUCUUCCAGCUACCUGUUCCUGGCCCCUUCUUGAUUUCUUUCUAUCCCCUGCCUGUCCGUGUAGUGCUCAGAUUUGGUCAGCAUGAAGGCAUGAACAAGCUGGCGCCUCUGGUGCAGGAUCCUGACGACUUGCGUCUCUGAAGGCGAGGAGGAAGCUUCUUUUCUCAGAUCUUGCAGCGUUUCUCCAGGGAUGAUGCUAUCUUUUGAUCUGGUCUUGGUUAUAUGACCACCCCUGUUUUCUCAUGGAUGGAACAGUAAAAGCUGCCUGCUGAAUCAUUGCUUUUCUGUUUGGUAAAAAAGGAUCAUCCUUGAUACUACAUGCUUGAAUCUGCUAAACUUCUAGCUCUCCUUGAAGAUUUGUGAAACAUGAAGCCGCCUUUGGAAAGGAACCCAUCCAGGAAGCGCCAUUCAUGGUGGUGGGAUAGUCACAUUAGCCCCAAGAACUCAAAAUGGCUUGCAGAAAACCUCGAAGAAAUGGAUAAGCAAGUGAAGGAAAUGGUGCAGCUUAUUGAGGAAGAUGGCGACUCCUUUGCAAAGAAAGCUCAAAUGUAUUAUCAGAGGCGCCCAGUGCUCAUCACCCAUGUCGAGAACUUCUACCGGAUGUACCGCGCUUUAGCUGAGCGCUACGACAAUGUUACCGGUGAACUGCGCAAGAACAUCCCUUCAAGGAUGCAGUCUCAAGGAUCUUUAUCCGGUUCUGAGUUCGGUUCAGAGCUGCAAAGGUCGCCCACACCAUCUCCUGAGCCACAGAAGUCCUGGACAAGGGAGCAGAGCCCUAGAGCCGCCGGUUUCGACUUCUUUCUGAGCAAUAAGAGCAAUGACUCACCGUCCUCAAGGAAGGAGCCCGAGUCGGCUUCACAGUCAGAAUCCGAUAUGAAGUCUGAGGAUGGCGAGGAUGAUGGCAUUGCCUACACAUUGCACCAGAGGGUUCUCGAGCUCGAGGACGAUCUCAAUGCCGCGAACCGGAAGCUGCUUGAUGCAAACGAAAAGCUCGAGGUUUUCGAGGAAAAGAGCCUGAGGUGCCAUUGCGAUUAUAUGGAAAAUGGAAAUGGCGCCGAUUAUGCUGCCAAAAUUACAGACAUUGAUGGAGAGUUCGCGUCAACUAAGGAGAAGCUACAAUCUUCAGAAGUGGAGAUCAACAGUCUCCAAAGGAGGCUCGAAGAUGCCGCAAUUUUGUCCGAAGAGCACUCUAGGCUGCUGGAACAGAACAAGGGACUGGAAGCUGAAAUUGUCAGUCUGAAGGAAGAAAUGGCUUCAGCCAGACGGCGUUUCGACGAUAAAAUUUCCAAGAGCGAUGCCGAGAUCAGCAAGUACAAGCAAGAGCUUACCGCCACGUCUGAGAAGCUGCUGCAGGAGAAGUCCACCAACAGUGCAGAGGUAGGUAAGCUGCAAGAGACAAUCCAGAUCGCCAGUCGUGAGCUGGAGAAAGUUUCCAAAGAGAAGUCCCUGGUGGAGGACCAGGUGAAGGAGCUGGACGAGGUGAACGCUGAAGCUGAAAGGCAGAUGCAGGAGCUAGUCCAUGCCGCCGAAAUGCUCUCAGACGACAAGUUCAGGCAUGAAGCUGAGAUCCUGACGAUGCAGCAGAGCAUCGAGGACCUGAAGCCGAGAUUUGAAAGCAUCGCAAGAGAGAAAUCACUGCUGAAACUCUGGUUCGCGGAUCUGGAGCGCGUCGUGGAGCGAGGAAGUAGCGUCGUCAUUCCCCCAGAAUAACCUGGUUUUGUCGGGAAAAUUCAUUAGCUAGAAUUUAGAAAACUAGCAGUGCUAUCUCUUUGUUUUUUUGGCCUGAGGUACAACAUCAUGCAAAACUGAGAAAGCCUACCAUGGACAUCAGUGUUGCCUUUUCUUGGAUUAUUCGUUGCACUGUGAGGUGAUGGGUGGUGGUGGUGGUGUAUGAAACAUUUGCACUGAAUGCAUUUCCUUUGGCAAUAAAAUGUCUCUGAUGAGUGCAUUUGGAGGCUAA